AUGCAGGUGUCUUUGAAGAACUUCAUCCUAAUGCCAUUCUUGAUCUGUUGUUUUGUUGAAUUGCAGGUAACCAGCCGAUGUGUUAAUCACCCUCACUACGUCAGCCAAUGGACAUCCGUGGAAGCGCAGAACAAAAAACAACCCAUUGCCCUGGAGCACGAAUGUGGGGACUUUCCUGCUAAGGUUGAAAUUCAGAUCCGCCCCACUACCGGUAACUGGACAAACUUCUACUUUCCGGGAAUUGCAUCUUCACAAAGAGAUGAUGAUUUGAAUAUAACGUAUGGUGGGAUUGCUUAUAAAUAUAAUAAGGACGAAAUCCGUUUAUUUAUACCAAGUGCAAAUGAUGGAUACCCAACAGGAACAAUAAUCUACACAGGGGGUUCUAUGUGGAGAGGCCCUGUGUCACAAAAUGAAAGACGAGCAGAGGUGCGUGCUCUGGUCUGGUGUCCAGAAAAUCUCCCAACGCCAAAGUAUGAAUCACAAUGGAUCCCACUCUAUAAUUCAGGCAUCGGAUCGUUCUUAGAGAUAUCUCAUAACCAAGGAAUGAUUCCUGAUUUAGUAACUCUUCAAAUUCGCCAGGAUGGUACUGAGUGGCUAACAGACGGAAUAGGUUCUAUGACUGCUCUGGGGCCUGACAACGAUACAUCAUGGGGAGGCGUGAUAUACGGCUAUAACAGAAGUCAUGUCAGAAUAUGGGCACCGUGUCGUAAAAAUGGUCAACUCUUCUCGGCUGAUGAUGGUUGGGGUUCCGCAAAAGAGUCAUGGUCACACGGUCGUGUUCGAAUUAAAGUAUGGAGAGUUACGAACACUCACUUUGUAACAGCUGAACUAAGUCAAGACCACCAUCCAGAUCUCUUAUUCCACACAGCAUAUGACCAAAGUAAAGAUUUACUUAUUGCUAAGGUUUGGGUGAAUACAGGAAACAAUGCCGGUUUUCUUUUCCCCAUCUCGGGAGCCGUCCAGAAUGAUCAGACUGUUUCUAACUUCGGUGGUAUUAUCUGUUCUGCGUCCAAUGCCACCAUGCGGAUUUGGACUCCAGUAUCUACCGGCCCUGGGUAUCUCCUUUACAUCAACCAAGACUGGGGAAAUUCAAUGUAUCCACAAUCCUCUAAGAAAGCGACACUUAUAGUUCAGAUUUGGCAGUCAUCAACAUGUGAGAAUCCAGCAACAGUUCCUCCGCAAUCCACUCCCUCAUUUUCCACCAGCCUACCGCAGCAGAAGUCUACCAAAUCAAACCAACAGCCACAGCCAGUAGAAACUUCUCAUAUAUUGUCAGGUGCAGCUCCAACUACUAAUUCUCAGCUACCAUCAAUUUCCACUAGCGUACUGCGUCAGAAUGGUACCGCAUCAAAACGACAUUCACAGUCAACAGAGACCUCUGAUUUAUCGCCAGCGCUGAUACCAGCUGUGGUGGGUGGAAGUUUAUUGUUACUAGUCAUUUCUGGGUUAGUCGUAGCCCGAAUUUUGUGGAAGAGACAGAAAAAGAACAGGGUUGAUGGAGAAACAAGACAGGAUUGAUGAAGGAUCGGUUGAUAUAUAUCUAUCUAUGACAUUAGUGCCAAAUUUUACUAUUGGAUUAAUAUGACUUGGAAUUUAGUGUCUUAAUUAUUAAAUAUUUAAUUCAGUUUUGAUAUUGCCUAUUAUAGCAUUUUAAAAGAUAUUGUUACUGUAAAUUCAGAUAUUUUCGUGGGGGUGAAUUUAUUGUUUUUUUAGAAAACGAAAAUAGUUCAUUUCGUGGUUAAGAGUUUCCAUUCUUAAUGGCAGUUCAUUUCCUAUUAUUUGUUAUUCACGGCUAUAUCCAUAUACAAAAAGGGCAAAAUUCAUAAAUCCAUCAAAAAAUCUGUUAGAAUUGCAGUAUAAUACUUAAAAUCAUAAAUUGACUUAUAUUCGCGUUUAAUUUUGAUUGAUAUUUAAUGAUGGCGUUGUUUAAGGUGUCAUAACGAUUACGAAGGACAUGUGUGUAUUGUCUGGAUUUGUUCACUUAAAUAAAAUUCGUGUACCAGG
Ostrea edulis (European flat oyster) is the source of this 2004-nucleotide messenger RNA. RefSeq lists its product as uncharacterized. The transcript has 11 exons. The record is from RefSeq and is a predicted model, not a curated record. Gene Ontology annotation, biological process: regulation of apoptotic process. Lineage: Eukaryota; Metazoa; Mollusca; Bivalvia; Ostreida; Ostreidae. The coding region runs from base 1 to 1518 and encodes 505 amino acids.